Cydia fagiglandana is the source of this 3626-nucleotide messenger RNA. It is a transcript of the gene Mlh1, whose product is annotated as DNA mismatch repair protein Mlh1. Bases 74 to 2239 code for a protein of 721 amino acids. The record is from RefSeq and is a predicted model, not a curated record. NCBI's taxonomy places the organism in Eukaryota, Metazoa, Arthropoda, Insecta, Lepidoptera, Tortricidae. Gene Ontology annotation, molecular function: mismatched DNA binding; ATP binding; ATP hydrolysis activity. Gene Ontology annotation, biological process: mismatch repair. Gene Ontology annotation, cellular component: MutLalpha complex. The transcript is spliced from 11 exons.
CGGGAUCGGACUCUAUUCUUUGAUUUUACUUUAUUCUUCUAAAGAUUCCCAUGUGGUUGAACCUUAAGAAACAAUGUCCGAACCAGGUAUCAUAAAAAAACUUAGUGAGGAUGUGGUGAACCGAAUUGCAGCCGGAGAGAUCGUUCAAAGGCCGGCAAACGCUUUGAAGGAACUUAUUGAAAAUAGUUUGGAUGCCAAGUCAACCAAUAUAAUAAUUGCUGUAAAAGCUGGCGGCUUAAAAUACUUGCAGAUCCUAGACAAUGGCACUGGUAUCCGGAGCGACAACUUAGACAUUGUCUGUGAGCGCUUCACCACCUCAAAGCUGAGCCAGUAUGAGGAUCUACAAGAGAUCGACACUUACGGCUUCCGGGGUGAGGCUCUGGCGAGCAUCAGCCAUAUUGCCCAUCUGACUAUACUCACCAAGACUGCCGCUUCUAAAUGUGCUUACAAGGCAUCAUAUGAAGACGGCAAGCUAAAAGGCCCGAUAAAGGCCUGUGCUGGCAACAAUGGCACCCAAAUCACCGUAGAAGACCUAUUCUACAACGUCAUAGCCCGCAAAAGAGCCCUACGGAGCCCUACAGAAGAAUACACACACAUAAUGGAUGUGGUUGGUGGUUAUGCGGUGCAUAAUAGCCAUGUUGGGUUUACGCUAAAGAAGUUUGGAGAGAAGACCGAUUUGAAGACCCCCGUUAAUUCUUCCGUUAUAGAAAAUGUUAGGAUUAUUCACGGUAACUCAAUAGCCAGAGAGUUGAUGGAGCUGGAGAUAAAAGACGAAACGCUAAAGCUGUCCAUACACGGAUAUAUUACGAACGUCAACUAUUCCCAUAAGAAAGGAGUGAUGCUGCUGUUUAUCAAUCAUCGAUUAGUUGAUUCGCAAUCUAUUCGCAAAGCGGUUGACUCCGUGUACUCAACGUAUUUGCCGAAGAACUCUCACGCUUUCGUCUACCUCAGUAUAGAAUUAGAUCCCAAAAAUGUGGAUGUAAAUGUGCACCCUACGAAGCAUGAGGUACAGUUCCUGUACGAAGAACAAAUCAUAGAGAAGUUAAAGGCGUGUGUUGAAAGUAAACUGCUUAGCUGUAACUCUACGCGUGUGUUGUAUACGCAGGCUCGACUACCCGGAGCUACGAUUGUCGAAGAAAUGGUGAAAAAAACAACGGAUGCGGCCAAAGUAAACCCCAACAACAUGGUCCGAGUGACCUCCGAUGUUCAGAAGAUAGACAAAUUCUUCAGAACCAAGCCUAUAGAAACAGACGCAAAUAAUUACGAAAACACUGAAAAAACAAAUGAAAUGCCUGCCAAAGAAGGUGUAAAAACAACAGAUAAUAAUGACAAAGACAAAAUGGUAGUAGAUGAAGUCAUAGAAAAUUCACUUAUAGAAGAACCAGCGGUAAUAAAUAAAAUGCCAGAGAAAUGGAAAAAUCAUUCCGCUUUAGACCAAGGCAACACAAGCUACAUAGAUCCUAAAGAAUCUUUCAAAACUAGAACGUUUAAGUAUGAACGCACUGAAACGAAAUUGACCAGUGUGAAGCAGUUAAGAAUGGAUGUCGAAAAACAGUGUAAUUCGAAUCUAAGGGAGAUUUUGGCCAAUUUGAUAUUUAUUGGGUGUAUAGAUUUGCAUAAAUCGCUUAUACAGCAUUCAACGAAGCUGUAUUUGUGUGACACGACUCGGUUGACUGAAGAAUUAUUCUACGAAACGAUGCUAUACGACUUCCAGAACUUCGGUCUGAUAAAACUAUCGAACCCACUGCCUUUGGAAGAGCUGUUCGUCCUCGGUCUAUCGUCCCAAGAGUCAGAAUGGGACCCUGAACUAGGAGAUAUGAGAGAGAUGGCGCAACAAAUGUGUCAGCUUCUAACGAGCAAGCGAACCAUGCUUCUAGAAUACUUCUCGCUAGAGCUAAGCAGCGAUGGACAACUGUUGGCGCUGCCCCUGUUGUUGGACAACCACACCCCUUUCAUGGGCGCAUUACCGAUCUACCUCGUCCGCCUGGUCACCGAAGUCAACUGGGACUCCGAGAAAGAGUGUUUCGACACCUUCAGCCGCCAAACCGCCAUUUUCUAUUCCCAACCCAACCCUGACAACACCGCAGAGUCGGUAAAGUCAGAGCAAUGGAAGCAGGAACAUGUUAUAUUCCCAGCUAUAAGAAGGAACUUUUUACCGCCUACUAGCUUUGUGAGUAAUGGAGUGAUAUUACAGAUUGCUAAUCUGCCAGAUUUGUAUAAGGUGUUUGAAAGAUGUUAGCACAUUCAGGGCCAAGAACCCGACAGUCGGGUACACUGUUGGUAGCGACUACGCGCUACAUACGGCGAAAACGUGGCUACGCGCUACGAGCGUAACCCGUAGCACUUAGGGACAAUAAAUGUGUUAAUAUAGUCUAAGCCAGAUACUUACUACCUCAGAGUCGGUCAAGUCAGAGCAUUGGAAGCAGGAACAUGUUAUAUUCCCAGCCAUAAGGAGGAAUUUCUUACCGCCUACGAGUUUUGUGAGUAAUGGAGCGAUAUUACAGAUUGCUAAUCUGCCAAUUUGUAUAAGGUGUUUGAGAGAUGUUAAUAUAGUCUAACCCAGAUACUACUAGAGUCGGUCAAGUCAGAGCAUUGGAAGCAGGAACAUGUUAUAUUCCCAGCCAUAAGGAGGAAUUUCUUACCGACUACGAGUUUUGUGAGUAAUGGAGCGAUAUUACAGAUUGCUAAUCUGCCAAUUUGUAUAAGGUGUUUGAGAGAUGUUAAUAUAGUCUAACCCAGAUACCUACUAGAGUCGGUCAAGUCAGAGCAUUGGCAGCACAACAUGUUAUAUUCCCAGCUAUAAGAAGAAACUUUUUACCGCCUACUAGCUUUGUGAGUAAUGACGCGAUAUUACAGAUUGCUAAUCUGCCAGAUUUGUAUAAGGUGUUUGAGAGAUGUUAAUAUAGCCCAACCCAUAUACUACCCGAGUUGGUAAAGUCAGAGCAUUGGAAGCAGGAACAUGUUAUAUUCCCAGCUAUAAGAAGAAACUUUUUACCGCCUACUAGCUUUGUGAGCAAUGGAGCGAUAUUACAGAUUGCUAAUUUGCCAGAUUUGUAUAAGGUGUUUGAGAGAUGUUAAAGUUUAAUCCAGAUACCUACUAGAGUCGGUCAAGUCAGAGCAUUGGAAGCACGAACAUGUUAUAUUCCCAGCCAUAAGGAGGAAUUUCUUACCGCCUACUAGCUUUGUGAGCAAUGGAGCUAUAUUACAGAUACCGAAUUUGCCAGAUUUGUAUAAGGUGUUUGAGAGAUGUUAAUAUAGUCUAACCCUGAUACUACCACAGAGUAGGUCAAGUCAGAGCAAUGGAAGCAGGAGCUUGUUAUAUUCCCAGCUAUAAGAAGGAACCUUUUACCGCCUACUAGCUUUGUGAGCAAUGGAGCGAUAUUACAAAUUGCUAAUUUGCCAGAUUUGUAUAAGGUGUUUGAGAGAUGUUAAUAUAGUCUAACUCUGAUACUACCACAGCGUCGGUCAAGUCAGAGCAUUGGAAGCAGGAACAUGUUAUAUUCCCAGUCAUAAGAAGGAACUUUUUACCGCCUACUAGCUUUGUGAGUAAUGGAGCGAUAUUACAGAUUGCUAAUCUGCCGGAUUUGUAUAAGGUGUUUGAGAGAUGUUAAAGUCUAACCCAGAUA